Messenger RNA from Cynara cardunculus var. scolymus (artichoke), 1306 nucleotides. Its product is annotated as protein BIG GRAIN 1-like B. The record is from RefSeq and is a predicted model, not a curated record. Bases 1 to 1212 code for a protein of 403 amino acids. The transcript has a single exon. Lineage: Eukaryota; Viridiplantae; Streptophyta; Magnoliopsida; Asterales; Asteraceae. Gene Ontology annotation, biological process: auxin-activated signaling pathway.
AUGGAAGCUGUCGACAAACAUCGAUACAGAGGCCAGAGAGAUAAUCCAUCUUUCUCAUCGUCUUUGCUUGACGUGAUCUACCGCUCAAUCGAUGAAAGAGAUGAGGAUUCGGUGGUUUAUAGAAGAACCAUGAAGAAAAGACAGAGCAUCGAUGGUUGUUUCCAAGUUGAUAAGCAAAAAAAUAAUGGAAGUAUCGGACGAAGCGGCGGAACGAAGUUUACCGGAGAAGUGGUGGUUCGCCGGAAAUCAGCUGCCGGUGUCGAAAGUUGUUCCCAGCGAAGUGAAGGCGAUUCCUUCUUCUUCAACUCAAACAUUGGUUCUUCAUGUUCUACCUAUGGCGUAGGUUUUCCGUCGUCGGAGGUUGAAACGAUAUACGGAUUUCCGUCGAGGCCUAGACCGAUCCGUACCAGCUUCAUUGAAGACGAUAACUGCAACACACGAGAGAAACAGGUUCAAACGCAUCCAUCCGACGAUUUGCAAACGAAAGGCAAGUUCGUAAAGACGAAAUCACGAGCUAUGAAGAUCUACGGUUACCUGAAGAAAGGAAAACAACCGAUUUCGCCGGGAGGUCGAUUAGCGACGUUUUUUAUUUCACUUUUCACCACCGGAAACGGAAAGAAAUCGACGAUGUCAUCCUCCUGUACUGGAAUUCACGACGAGGCGAUAAUUCAUUCAAACAGGAAAUCAAAAUCAGCCAAUGUUUCAACGUCAUCAUCAACAACUUCAUUUUCACGAUCGUGUUUGAGCAGAACUCCUCCGUCGUCGACAGGAAAGUUAACCACCGGCAUGAAAAGGUCCGUUAGGUUUUAUCCAGGGAACGUUAUAGUCGACGAAUAUUGUCAGCCUCGUGGACGCAAAUCGCUACAGGGAAACCGAUCCGACUCACCUGCUGUAAAAUUCGCCAAGGAAUCAUUCAACGAAGAGCUUAAAAAGCAUUUAACAGAGAAAAACCGCCAAAUCGAACAAACUACCAUGAAUUUGUUGAAGAAUUAUCAGAAGAAAGUUGAAUAUGUGUUUGAUUCAAUUAAAAUCAAUUCAAAAAACGACGAAGAUUACAAUGACGAUGAAGCUGCGAGCUACGCAAGCUCAGAUCUGUUUGAACUGGAUCAUCUUUCUGCCAUCGGAAAAGAUCUGUGUAUGGAAGAGUUGCCAUUGUAUGAAACAACUAGCAUUGAUGCCAAUCGAGCCAUUGCUAAUGGUUUCCUUGAAUGAUGAUCGUCGGCCGUAAAGCAAAAAUGGAGGUUCAAAACUCCAGUCAAUUUCAUUUUUUACCAUCUACUAUUUUUUAGGUGACGUUGUAUCCAUU